CAACGCCAAUGCGGCCUAUUUGUCAGCCCUGGUUUAGAGCAAAUAAUUUUUCGUCGCGUCGUAAAAUGUGCGCAUAAACUGAACCUUAAAAUUACAAAUAAAGCUUUAUUUUAUAUAAUAAAACAAAAUAAGUCAGAACUACGUCCAUUAACUCCACCGCCCACAAGUUUUGGCGCGUCAAACAAAGUGUGUUGAAAAUACCCCAAAAAAUCCCAAGCAACAGCAACAACAAGAGCAAAAUAGACUCAUUUUCUGCCCAACAUUUUUUGGGCACACACCAAAAACGGCAAAGAAGCUAAAAAACCCUGAAUUUACGACCGCACCGUAAUUCAAAACAAUGGAUGAGCAUAUGGACAUGGACUUAUCUAAAGUAUAUGUCGUGCGCUCCGCCAAGGGCGUAGAUAUGCUAUGUGUGGAUGAUUAUCUUUAUCAUUUCGAUCGCAUUGGCAAGAACAACACAUACCGUUGGCUAUGCAAUCGCCGAAAGGAUAAAGUGACGCCAUGCCGCUCGCGCAUCUCCACCAUCGUUCCCGAUUCAAUGGACAAGAGCAAACAUGUCGUGGUCGAUGUUAUUCAGGAACAUGUACAUCCACGCUGCAGCGAUCAUGAGAUAACAAAAGUCUCACAACGCAAGCGUCUGUCUAACAUGAAAAUGAACGAUGCCUACAGCACCACACAGCCAAAGCGCGCCCGGCUAUACGAACGCGCCGCAGCUGGCCUUAAUCCUCCCGAAUGGAUAUCCACAAGCAGAGAAAACGAAGCACUUCAAUAUUCAUUUCACCUAGACUUUGAGGACAAAGAUCGAGUUUACAUGCUGCGUCGUCGCGAUGGGCGUGUCAUGGUGUGCAUUGAUGGACAUCUCUACUAUCUGGCUGGCAAGUCGUACAAGGGCGACUUGUACCGAUGGACAUGCGUGCGGAAGCGUGAUAUUGAAUGCACUGCAAAGAUCUGCACGGAAGCCACCUUGGCUGGGGCACAUCGGUUGCAUUUGAUGGAAUCGGAUGCGCAUAUACAUCCACACUAUUCCGCUGACAAGCUCAUGCAAAUGUUUACCAGACAUCAGAUUCUUUUGGUGGACGAUGAGCAAACAGUAGAAGUGCUACAGGAGUGCCCCAAUUUGGAGUACUUUGAUCCCGAGCUGAGCAUAGAAUCUCAGAUGAAGGGUGACGAUGUCGGCUCAAUAAUCAUUGAAGAUUGCGAGGAGAACUAUGAAGUGUAUAUGAAUGUAGACACCAAUGAGUCUACGCUGCCCGAAGCACAGCAGCAGGAACAUCCAAGUCCCGAUGACGAAAUGAAAUGGCCAAAUGCAGCUGAUAUUAUUGAUAAUUAUGUGAGUCCGGCGGAUUAUGAUCCGCUGAGCGAAACCGAUUUGACCAAGUUUACAUUCCUUCCAUCGGCGAAAGGACGCAAGGUACUCUGCUUGGAUCGUCAUCUGUUUCACUUCGACUCACAGAGCCGUGCAAAUGGGCACAUGUUCUUCACGUGCAUUAUGCGACGCGACAAGCAGCAAAGCUGUCAUGUUCGCGUCACACUGGAUCCCGCCGAGAACGGGCCAGAGGUGUUGCGCAUCAACGGCGAGCACACACACAAGCCCGAUCUGCAGGAGAUACUGCGGCGAAUUAAUCAACAAAGGAAACAGGAAAAGUUGCAAGAGAUGACCAAACAAGAAGGCAAUGACAAACAGGAACAGGACGAUACGGCCAGGCAAUCAGUUGGCACUGAGGAGACUGAUUUUGAAAGUCAGGAUGAGUUGGACACAGAGGAGGAGGCCGAGCCAGUUGCUGAGCAAGAUGGCCACUUUGAGAAACUGAAAGAUCAGUCGUCAUCUUCCAACACUAGCGAUGUCCAUCGUAAUGUGGUGAUGAAGAAGGUAAUUGGAAUUGAUGGCAUCAAAAUGGAGCCCGAGCAGGCGAAGGCAGCCUCAAUGAUUGUGCAGUAUAUGGACGAUGGAGCCGACAAUAUCAGCGCCAAAAUUGAGAUACUUCCCAAUGAUUUAGAGGCCAUUGAGGAGCCCUCCACAUCGACACCCAAGCCACAACUGACCAAUCUGCGGAAGCGUCGUACCAACCCAGUACCCACAUGCAAUAACACCCAACUAACAGCGACUCCCGCGGACAUGGAUCUGACAAAAAUCUGUACUUUGCGGUCGGCCAAGGGCAGCGAGAUGCUUUGCGUCGAUGGCUACAUCUAUCAUGCCAAGAAUCGUGGCCUCAUCUCACGCAACUAUUGGGUGUGCAUCAAGAGUCGUGAUCCUGAGAUUAAUUGCAAGAGUCGCAUAUCGACGGCCACACAAAAAGACGGAUCAAUACGUGUAUUGCGUGUCUACAACAGCCACAGUCAUCCUUUCAGCGAGGACGACAUUAAACGGCGACUCUUCAAUGAAAUUAACAAAAAGAACAAUAAGAAGCUCAAGUUCCGGCCGCUGCAUUUCAUUGGAAAGUCUCUGGAACAAAUCAAACAGGAGUAUGGGGAUCUAUCCGUCGAACAACUCAAUGUAUCCAAUCUCACAGAUGGCAUCGUCGUCCACAAGAAGCCACGCAACAGCGCAGGCAGCAGCCACAAUAGCAGCAUAUCCACAAGGAGAACAAAGGAAGAAGAGGCGUUAAAUGCAAUUGUUCUCAAAGAGAAGCUGCAGACGCAAGAACAGGAGCAACAAGAGUUUGAGGAAGAUGUGGUUGUCGAAGAGGAAGAGGAUGUCGAAGAAACAGCCAUACCCGAGGAAGGAGUUUUCAUGACUGUCGAAGAAGACAACACGGAUGCAAUAAUCGAAGUUGUCGAGGAGGUGGCCGACAUGGAAAACUAUGGCAGCAUUGAACCCAUUUAUACGAUGAAGCUAUACGCCGUAUCGGAUGGACCGCCCUCGCUGGCCGUACGCAUGGCUCUCAAGGCGCUGGACAUUCAAUACCAGCUAAUUAAUGUGGACUUCUGUGCCCUGGAGCACCGUACCACUGAAUAUGCGAAGAUGAAUCCGCAAAAGGAGAUACCUGUGCUGGACGACGAUGGAUUCCAUCUGUCCGAGAGCAUUGCAAUUAUGCAAUAUUUGUGCGAUAAAUACUCGCCGCUAUCAACGCUAUAUCCAGAGGAUCCUGUUGAACGGGCGCUGAUCAAUCAGCGUCUGUGCUUCAAUAUGAACUUUUACUAUGCGCCCAUUUCGGCGCAUAGCAUGGCGCCCAUAUUCUUCGACUACGAGCGCACGCCCAUGUCGCUGAAGAAGGUCGAGAACGCAGUCGAUGUGUUUGAAACGUAUCUGCAGCGUUUGGGCACCAAAUAUGCAGCCUCUGAAAAUGUGACCAUUGCAGACUUUGCAUUGGUAUCGUCGACGCUAUGCCUGGAAGCAAUUGACUUUGAUUUCUCGCAGUAUCCGCUGGUACGGAAGUGGUACAGCACUUUUAAAGAAGAGUAUCCAGAGUUGUGGCAGAUUGCCAACAGUGGUAUGCAGGAGAUUAUUGCAUUUGAGCACAAUCCCCCAGACCUUUCACAAAUGGAACAUCCAUUUCAUCCAACACGCAAGCCAAAGGCAUAAAUCAAUUGUUAAAUCGUAGACGUUAAGUGUACUUGCUGCAUUUAAGCGAGCCUUCUUAGUUGAAAUAUACAUAUAUAAAUAUUUUUUUAAAAUAAAUUCAGUUCUAUAAAAUAU
Molecule: messenger RNA, 3637 nt
Organism: Drosophila hydei
Lineage: Eukaryota; Metazoa; Arthropoda; Insecta; Diptera; Drosophilidae
Gene: gfzf
Product: glutathione S-transferase 1
Exons: 4
Coding region: 338-3523 (1061 amino acids)
Biological process (GO): glutathione metabolic process
Molecular function (GO): glutathione transferase activity
Source: RefSeq, a predicted model, not a curated record